This is a messenger RNA of Aspergillus saccharolyticus JOP 1030-1, 1192 nucleotides long. RefSeq lists its product as uncharacterized. The transcript is spliced from 3 exons. The record is from RefSeq and is a predicted model, not a curated record. Bases 86 to 1144 code for a protein of 352 amino acids. NCBI's taxonomy places the organism in Eukaryota, Fungi, Ascomycota, Eurotiomycetes, Eurotiales, Aspergillaceae.
AUAACCUGGAACAGACAGUAUCCACCUCAACAACCCACAUCAUCCAUAAUCCCUCUCUCUCUCAUAUGAUCACGGUCCACUUGUGAUGUGUCCUGAUAUCAAUUCCCUUCCUGCAUCCCCAUCUACUACUUCCCCUUCCCCGCAUCAGCAACGGGCUGUGCACCACCCCUUGCAUUCGCAACACUCUCCGUCGGGUUCCUCCUUUCUGGGUCUGGCCACCAUGAAUAACCACACUGCCACCCCGUUGGGCGACUCCAGUCACUCCGUGGCCACUGACCUGCCUCAUCGGCCUGCUCCGGUUGCCAGCGCUCGUUCGGCACUCCCAGCUCCCGAACGUCGCCGGUCCGCCGCCGGGUCCAACUCAAUCCUGAACAUCAGCAAUGGCAGCGCUAGUGAGUCGGUGUCUGGUGAAACUCCGCUUGCCCCUCACGACCAUCGCUCGUCCUUGAGCCAUAACGCACUGCGCACCUCUAGCUCCUCCAGUCUCGGGGGCAGUCCAAUCAUCGCCAUGGGGGACCCACACCACCAGCGGGCUCCCUCGUUGGGGGAACUCCAUCAGGAACUAGAGCAAGAGCAAGAAGCACAAGUGAAUCGGCUGCUGCUACUGAUUCGCAGCCAGCAAACACAAUUGCAGCAACUGCAACAGCAACAGCAGCAGCUGUCCGGCGGCACGGCAGUGCUCGACGAUGCCAGCCCUCCGUCGGAGCGCACAGUCCCAUUUCCCCCGGUUCCUCCACACCCCGCCUCCGGUGGUCGGUCGUCAACCCAACUAGCGUCGUCGUUGUCAAGUCGGCGCCCCUCCCGGCCCUCCAGUCAAGUCGGCUCACCCAGCCUGCGACCCCGCGCUGAUUCGUCACGCGGCCCGGAGGCACUGGAGUGGAUUGGGGGCACCGGGGAAAGUCCUGCUCGGCGGGGAAGCAGGGACGAGAGUGCAUACUAUCAGGCCGAGGCGACUAUGCUGGCCCGGGAGAAUCAGAUGUUGCGGCAGCGCAUCCGCGAACUGGAACGCCAAGUCAGCGACUUCACCCUGGGGGCCCAAUCCUCUCAGAGCUCUGUACCCUCCAGCAGACCCGAGACCGACGUUGCCAGUCCCCAGGAGCCCGCGGGACGGGGAUCGGCAAGCGACCUGUCGGACAAGACCUAAUUGACUUUCGGGCGCCAGAGUCUCGGUGACUCUUGGGGCAUCAAGUUU